GACUCGUGCGCACGUACACUAUUUACAACAGCGACCCGAGUCCUGCGCCUUGCGGAACCCCGUAACUGAUUCCCUCAUAAUGACAUUUUAUUUACGGUUACUCAGUGAGUGUUCGUGAUAAGAGUUCAUUGUGUUAUAUUAUCGAUGUUUUAUAGUUUUUAGUGUUCUGAUAUUGUGGUCAGUGAAUUUUCAAAACAACAUGUUUCCAAGAAUUCAAGGAUUGUUCCACUCCGUGACGGAGAAGAGAUCUCAAAACAACGACUGCGGAGAGAACAGCAUGACAAUAGUUACAGAGAAGAAGAUAGAAGACGACGCAUCAGAGUCGUCCAGUGGAGAAAAUGUGGACAUAGAAGAUAAAUCCCUGCCCAUCGUAGAAGCUCCACUCGAGUCUUCAGAGGAGGCUCAUUCAGCGCAAUGCUCCUGCCCAAAUUGUGAUGAAGUACUAUCAAGAUUCUCUGAGUGCAGCAUAUGCUUGGAACCGUUACAGUGUUGUGGACCCUGCGUCUGUCCGUGGUGUGGAGGCGUUUGGUGCGCGCGGUGUUCGAGAAGAAUGUCACGCUGCGCUUGGUGUCGUGGAAGCCUUCGUGCGCCUGCCACGCCCUGCCUCGCUCUCCAACGCCUCAUCAAUGAUCUUAUGUUACCGUGUCGAAAUUACAGACGAGGCUGCACGGAACUGCUGACAGCUAACGUCAGAGCGAAACACGAAGAAGAAUGCAAACACGACACAAUGAUAUGUCCCAUCACACCCACCUGCUGCUCUGUACCCUUCGAAGAACUGUCAGUUCAUCUCCAAUCUAAUCACAACAUCAUCGCGGUCUACUCACAGAAGAUUAAAAUCUUAAUAGAAAACUUCCAAACCAAACUCAAGAAGACCGCAUGUUGUAGGACUAAGUACAAAAUAAUCUUGUUAUACCAAAAAAGUGCAUUCAUUAUCAAAGUCUGCAUUUACAACUAUCAUGUAAAGGUUGAAGUAAUGAGACGAAAACUCGGUUACGUUGCUGAUUCAAAAUCUGAAUCGAGAAAGAGCGAUUACUGCGCCCUUAUCGAGUUCCAGAGUAAGGCUUUAUGCACAAAAUCUGCUAUUCUUAUCGAAAAUGAGGCAUACAGUAAGAAAGCUGAAGUACAAUGGAACGAUGUGAUACUCAAAUCGGAGAAUGAUGAAGCUAUCACAAUCCACGUUAACAUUGGAAAGACAGACUCUGAACCAUUAAGAAAGGAGUUUGAAUCGUGAUAAUUUUAGGAUCAUAGAUUUGGAUCGACUUAUAAAUCUUCGACUGAUAAUAAAUUCACUAAUAGAGUUUUGCAUGUGAUAUUAGACACGAGAUUCGAAUUCGAAGAUGUUUUAAAUACUAUUUUAAAACGAACUCUGAUGUAUAAUGGCCAAAAACUUAAGUCAAUUUCAAUUGAAUUUGACCUAUUUUGUAAAUUUUAUUAAUUAUAUACGAUAUAAAUGAAAUUAGUGUUUAAAAUAUAUGGUAACCACAGAAUUUAUAGGGCUUACGUUCGUGAUCACUUUCUUAAGGAAUCAUUUAGAAUUGUUCAAUUAUGAUAUUUGAAUAGGUGUUCCUACUUGUCGUUUUAUAUUUUUGUGAUGUAAUGUUAUAAACAUUCCAAUUAAUUUGGAUCUAUAUGUGAUUUUAAAUUAAGUUAAGUAAUGGAGAUGUACGCUGUAAAAUGACUGACGUAGGUUAAACACUUAAAUUAGUAAUGUAUUUAAGAUAAUUAUAAAAUUAAAUGAUAGUUUUAAGCCACGA
This is a messenger RNA of Vanessa atalanta (red admiral), 1754 nucleotides long. Its product is annotated as probable E3 ubiquitin-protein ligase sinah. Gene Ontology annotation, molecular function: zinc ion binding; ubiquitin protein ligase activity. NCBI's taxonomy places the organism in Eukaryota, Metazoa, Arthropoda, Insecta, Lepidoptera, Nymphalidae. The transcript has 5 exons. The record is from RefSeq and is a predicted model, not a curated record. The coding region runs from base 200 to 1231 and encodes 343 amino acids. Gene Ontology annotation, cellular component: cytoplasm.